GAAGGGGUGAAUUGAAAUUUAAAAGCACUCUGGGGACGAAGAAAACAAUUGUUUCCUCCGUUAUCCAUUCUUUUAUGUCUCUCUUAACUCUGAAACAGCCUAGCGGAAGAGGACGGAUAUGAAAAUGCUAGAGUUUAGAACUGUACCUCACUUGUUUUCUUUAAACCCAAAGGUUGUGCCUCCAAUUCGGCAUGUUGAUUUCUUGAUUCCAAACAACAUGUUGGGAAGAAAAUGUGCUUCUCUUAGGAUGGGCUGUGGUCUAGGACACUUUUCUGACUGGACAAGAACUGGACGCUGUGCUGUAUUAUUAGGUGCAAAUGCAAGAGUUGGAGACACUGAAGUUUCUACAUCCGAAUUUGAAGAUUUUUCUGUCACCACAAGGGGUGCCAGUGGUUCAAAUGAAUUAAAGAUAAGUGUUAAUGUCUCCGGUGGCAAAACUCAAGAAAUCUUUGACAGGGUAUUCUCCAGAAUGGUUGAAGAUGCUCAACCUAUUCCAGGGUUUCAAAGAGUAAAAGGAGGAAAAACUCCCAAUAUACCAAGAGAGAUUCUUUUGGAAAUUCUUGGAUACUCAAAAGUUUAUAAGCAAGUUAUCAAGAAAAUAAUCAACUCUACCAUCAGCAAAUAUGUAGAAAAGGACAGUCUAACAGUGUCGAAAGAUCUACAAAUUGAGCAAAGUUUUGAAGAUCUUGAAGCAAUAUUUGAACCUGGUGAUCCGUUCACAUUCAGUGCAAUUGUUCAGCGUCAACAUCCUCAGUGAACUGAUUGUACAAUUACCAUUCUUUGGACAUCUAUGGUUCUAUGUUGGAUUCAGUUAACAACAGCAGUGGCUUGAAAUUUAUUAACUGUUGCAAAAGAGUAUGUGGAAGGUUCUUGUUCUUUUCUUCUUUUUUGUCAUGGCAGGUUUAGGUCGAAGGUCGAAGAACAAUGAUUUUUCGGCAGGAUUUUUCUGGUGAUGGAUAUGAAAGUGCAUCCUUAUUGUCUCUGAA
Molecule: messenger RNA, 986 nt
Organism: Lycium ferocissimum
Lineage: Eukaryota; Viridiplantae; Streptophyta; Magnoliopsida; Solanales; Solanaceae
Exons: 8
Coding region: 119-757 (212 amino acids)
Biological process (GO): protein unfolding; 'de novo' cotranslational protein folding; protein transport
Molecular function (GO): protein folding chaperone; ribosome binding; peptidyl-prolyl cis-trans isomerase activity
Source: RefSeq, a predicted model, not a curated record